Messenger RNA from Lodderomyces orthopsilosis Co 90-125, 1578 nucleotides. RefSeq names its product allantoate permease family MFS transporter. The transcript has a single exon. Gene Ontology annotation, molecular function: allantoate transmembrane transporter activity; dipeptide transmembrane transporter activity. The coding region runs from base 1 to 1578 and encodes 525 amino acids. Gene Ontology annotation, cellular component: plasma membrane. The record is from RefSeq and is a predicted model, not a curated record. NCBI's taxonomy places the organism in Eukaryota, Fungi, Ascomycota, Pichiomycetes, Serinales, Debaryomycetaceae. Gene Ontology annotation, biological process: tripeptide transport; dipeptide transport; allantoate transport.
AUGUCAGAGAAGAAAGAUUGGGAAGUAGGUUCACAGAUCGGGCCAAUAAUCUCCUUCACAAAGAAUGACCUAGAAGACAAAGACCGUCAUGUAUUGACCACUUUUAUCUCACCGCAUGGAAAAGAGGUGCUGGUAACGAAUAACGUUGAUCAAGCAAUGAAGUUUGCCAUAGAGCACAAGGGUGAGGUGGUUCAGCUAGAUGAAAGGACGGACAGAAAGUUGCUACGCAAAAUAGAUUUGUUCCUAUUACCUGUGAUGUGCUUGUUAUACUGUUUUCAAUUUAUGGAUAAGCUCACAACGAGUUACAGUUCAAUCUUGGGAUUGCGUACAGAGUUGCAUAUGGUAGGAGAUAUGUACAGUUGGACAACAACAUGUUUUUACUUGGGAUAUUUAGCAUUUGAAUUCCCAGCAUCAUUACUACUUCAAAGGUUUCCAGUGGCCAAGACAGUUGGAUGUUUUAUUGUGUUAUGGGGUAUGAUAUUGGCCUUGUGUUCGGUUCCGCAGUAUGCUGGAUUCAUUGUCUUGAGAACAAUUCUUGGAAUGCUUGAGCUGGCUGUUACCCCAGCUUUUGGAAUCAUUACUUCCCAGUGGUACAAAAAAGAGGAACAGUUUUUGAGAACGGCAUGGUGGUUUGCAUCCAACGGUAUCGGUACGAUUCUAGGACUGGCCAUUGCAUAUGGACUAUAUGAGAAUCAAGCGUCAUACAACUUGCCUGCUUGGAAAUUGGUGUUCAUUGUUACAGGUGUGUUGACGAUCUUUUUAGGAUUCGUUGUAAUGUUGCACAUUCCUGACACACCAACCAAAGCAUGGUUCCUUACUGAAGAAGAGAAGGUUUUGGUAGUUGAAAGAAUCAGGUCCAAUCAACAAGGUUUCGGGAACCCGAGGUUCAAGAAACAUCAAUUUUAUGAGGCGUUAACAGACCACCGUACUUGGUUGUUCUUUUUGUUUUCUGUUUCCAACAACAUCCCAAAUGGUGGUAUCACUAGUUUUGGAACAAUAUUACUAAACGAACAAUUUGGUUUUACGACUGCGAAGUCGUUAUUGAUGCAGAUGCCAUCUGGUGCUGUUGAGAUUGUUGGAUGCGUGUUGUUUGCAUGGAUAGCAAGGUUCUUAAAUUCACGUAUGUUGAUGGCGUGUAUCAUUUCUGCGGUUGUUGUCAUGGCACAGUGUUUGUUAGCAUUUGCGCCUACAGAUACCGGAAAGUUAGCUGGAUAUUACUUGUAUACCCUAGGACCAGUUGGGUUCAUUUGCAUCUUAUCACAGGUGUCAUCAUCGGUGGCUGGCCACACCAAAAAGAUUACAGUCAAUGCCAUUUUCCUAAUUGGGUAUUGCGUUGGUAACCUUAUUGGACCACAAACGUUCAUUGAUAAUCAGGCACCAGACUAUGCCGGUGCCAAAAUAGCUAUUGUGAUUUGUGGAAGCGUCUCACUUGGUUGUUUGAUUGCUAUCUAUUUUUCUUACUACUGGGAGAAUAAGAGACGGGACUCAUUACCAUCAGUUGAUAUGAGUCAUAUCGAGAACUAUGAAUUUGCUGAUCUUACUGAUAAGGAGAAUCCAAAUUUUAGAUACGCACUUUGA